CGUGGAGCUGAGUGAAUUGCGGUUUGCCCGAUGCUAGUUUGAAUUUUCCACCGGGGACAACCAAACAGUUUGUGUAUGUGAUAAAGGAGCGUCGCGCCCAAAGUUGUAAACAUGAGCUGGGCGGUGGAGGAGUGGAAGGAUGGACUUCCAGGGAAAGCCCUGCAGAAGAUCCAGGAGAUGGAAGUCCAGCUGGAUAAACUGAAGAAGGACAGGAACCAGAAACAGUUUCAGCUGGACUCCUUGGAGGCUGCCUUGCAAAAACAGAAACAAAAGGCGGACAGCGAACGCUCUGAGACCUCUGCUUUGAAAAGAGAGAACCAGUCUUUAGUAGAGUCGUGUGACUCGUUGGAGAAAGCCCGUCAGAAGGCCGUCCAUGACCUCGGGGUCAAAGAGCAGCAGGUGAGCUACCUGGACGGUCAGCUGAACUCCUGCAGGAAGACCAUAGAGCGACUGGAGCAGGAGCUCAAGAAGUACAAAAAUGAACUGGAUCGCUCCCAGCCUGCUGGCUCCUCCUCCUUGUCAUCAUCAUCCUCUGACAUUCAGCCCUACACCACUCCACAGAAGACUUUCUCUACCCCAGCUCCUGUCUCAGCCUACAAACAGCACGAUAACAGACUAGAUGAGCUUCAGGAGAAAUAUGCCCAGGAGGUAGAAGACAGAAAAAGACUGGAGACUGAACUCAAAGUCCUGCAGGUCAAACUGUUGAAUCAGUCCUCAGUCAGUGUAAGCCACAAGGACAUUGCCGCCCGCCAAGCUGGAUCUUCCAUAUUCCCAUGGCAAAAGCAGGAUCCGUCCCACAGCCGCCUGUCUCAGGAUGCAAUGGAAACGCCUCUAAAGAGGCGGGGAACAUCCCUGUGGGACGCCCACGAAGAGACGCCUAUUAAAACGAGCCAACGGAUGAGCUCUUCCACAGUAGUGCAGAGUCCCUGUGGAUCGUCCCAACAGACGGAGCAGCUGAAGACCAUCAACCAAGAGCUGCGUGGCCGUGUGUCAGAGCUGGAGAGGAAUCUGUCCAGUCAGGAGAAGGAGAUCCGUAGCCAGGCCUCCAAGCUGCAGGAACUACAAACCCAACUGAACCAGGCCCGCAAAGAGCUGACAGAACGGGACAGAGACCUGGCCAAGAGCAGCCAGGAGCUGAGUCAGGCCACAGACAGACACCAGCAGCUGGUGGCCAAGUGUUCUUCAGUGGAGCAGAAGCUAAAACAGGUGUCGGAGGAGAUGAACUGUCAAAGACACAACGCUGAGAGCUGCAAACGAGCACUGGAGCAGAAACUCAAGGACCAAGAGAGAAACAGUCAGAAGGAGCUGGCCCAGCUGCAGACUGCUCAUCAGGCUUUGGAUCAGCAGCUGAACCAGACCAGAACCAAACUAACCCAGGAGAUCCAACAGUCCAAAAAAGACCUUAACGUAGUGCAGGCCGACGUGGAGAAGAUGUGCUUCCAGAAGAGUCAGAUGGAGAAGGAGGUGGAGGAGCAGAAACAGAAACUGCUGAGGUCAGAGCAGAGCCUCCAGGCCAGUCAGACCAAAGAGCAGGACCUCCGCAAGAAAAUGGAGGAGCUGCAGAAAGAGAAGAACAGUGUGACUGUCCAGCUGGACCAGAGCAGCAGGCGUCUGAGUCAGCUGGAGGAGGAGAAGAAGAGCGCCGACCAGAGCUUCAAACGCACUCAGGGAUUACUGGACGACCUUAAAGCUAAAUCUGAGGGCCAGUCGGAAGAGCUGAAGAGACUUCAGGUGAAACUGGAGCAGCAGACUCAGGCUUCAGCUAGAGAGCUGGAACACCUGAAGAAGACCCUUUCUGAUGCAGAGACCAAACAUGACAGAUGUCAGAGUGAAGUGCAGAAACAGAAGCAGGAGGCAGAGAAGCUCACCAACAGACUGACAGUCUUAGAAAAGGAGAGCCAGGACCUGAGAUCCCAUCUCACUGUGAGUCAGAACGAGGCUAAGGAACUGAAACAAGAGCAUCAAACUCUGCUGGAGUGGAAGAAAGAAAAGGAGACCUUGAUUAAUGAAACGGAGACUGUGCAGAAAGACCUCACUGACAAAAUAGACAACUUGGAGAAAAGCCUCAUCUCGCUGAAUGAAGCUAAUGAUGACGUUAAGAAGCAGCUGACGAGCGUAGAGGGAGACAAGGCCAAUCUGUCUGCUCACAUCGAUUCCCUGAAGGGAGAACUCCUCAACAAGAGCACAGAGCUGGAAGAGAGGGAGCAUCAGUACAACCAGCUGCAGUCUCAACUCUCUGAGGCUGGACACAAGCACACCAAAGACCUGGAGAACGUUGCAGUGCAGGUGGCUCAGCUUGAAGUACAGGUCAAAGGUCUGGAGUUGCGUUUGCAAAAGGAAAUGAGUCGAGCAGAGCAGGCUGAGAGGACCAACACAGAGCUGCAGGAGGAGCACCAGGCAGCCUGCGACCUGGCUCGCUCCAAAGACCAGCUAGUGGAGUUGGGCCAGACGGAGAUCAGCCAGCUGAGAGACAGCCUCAGUCAAGCCACUGCACAGCAGGAGGAGCACACUGCCAGGUUGGCAGAGGAGAAGGCAGCUCUGCUGAAGCAGUGUGAGGAAAGUGUUUCAGCAAAGGAUGAAGAGACGGAGCAGCUCAAAUUGCAGCUGGAGGAGAUCCAGCAAGAACUGCUGCUCACCAAGAACCAGGUCAGUUCCACAGAUCAGCUCCUGAAAGCCCAGGAGCAACUGGGAGCUGAGCUACAGAAGCAACUGAAGGCGCUGUCAGACAGUGAAGAGCAACACAAGAAGAUGCAUGAGAAGACCUCAGAAGAGCUCAGACAAUUGGAGGAGGAGCUAAAGGAUCUGCAGAGCAGCUGCGGAGAGCUGGAGGAGCAGCUCCGACAGGCUGAAGCUCACAUUUUGUCUCUGGAGAAACAAAAGGCUGAGCUGGAAAAUGCAGCUCAAGAGUCAAAGAAAGAGGCUGAGAUCAUCCAGCAGGGUCAUACUGAGCAGAUCAACAACCUUCUGGAGCAGAAAUCUUCCUUAGAAGAGGAGCUAAGUGCCAGCAGAGAGGCAGCUGAGAAGCUCCCAGUCUUGAAGAAUGAAAUGGAUGUGGUCAGCCAGUCCAACAGUGAUCUAAAGAAGCAUCUAGAAGCUCUUGAGAAGAGUCACUCCUCCGCUGUUGAAAUAAAGUUGAACCUGGAGAACACCCUGACUGAGAAGGUGAAUCUGAUCCUUACUUUGGAGAAGGAGGUGGAAGAGCUCACAGAGAAGAGCAGCAAGGAGUCAGAGAGUCGUGCUUUGGAGGCUCAACAUUUCCUCGACAAAGAGAAGAUGCUCAAAGAGAAGCUCGAAGCCGCCAAGAAAUCACUAAGUGCUGCUAAAGUGGAAGCAAGUUCUCGACGGGAGGAGAUUAAGAGCAUGAAGACGACCCUGUCGGCUGCUUCACACGGCUUAGAAGAGAGAGACGACACCAUUAAGAGUCUGAAGGAGAAGCUGAACAAGGCCGAGGCAGAGCAGGCCAAGACCUCCGAUCUCCUCAAGGAGAAGGUGGUUGCCAUGAACAAAAUCAAGGUGCAGCUGGAGAUGCUGCAGAUGGACCUGGAGGACAACGAGACCGCCAUGAAUUCUUGUGACAGUCAGGUGGAGGAACUGAAGGGAACCAUAGAGUCACUGGAGGCCCAGCUAGCUCACAACCAAACCCAGAUGUCUGACAUGGAGGUCAGGCUGGAGGACAGCAAAGCACAGGUCUCUGUCUUGGAAACACGCUUAGAGGAGGUCCAGGCUCAGAACUCUGUGCUGGAGACGCAGUAUGUCACAGCUAGGGAGGAGCUGCUGGAGAAGAGCUGUGAAAUAAGUCGCCUGGAAGAGCUGGAGGAGAGUGUUUCUACUUUAGAGUCGAAACUCAGUGAGACCAGAGAGGAAAAUAUCAAGUUAGACACAACUCUGAGGCAGAUAAUCCAGGACAAAGACAAUAAUCUGAACCAGUUACAACAAGAGAUAAACAGCCUCGAAACUACUUUGAAACAGGUAACAGAUUACAAAGAGCAAGUAGAAGCUGAAAUGGUUCAAGUAAACGCAGAGAAGAAACAGCUGGAGGAGAGUGUUUCUACUUUAGAGUCUAAACUCAGUGAGACCAGAGAGGAUCAUUUCAAGUUGGAGACAACUCUCAGGCAGAUAAUACAGGACAAAGACAAUAAUCUGAACCAGUCACAACAAGACAAAACCAGCCUUGAGUUGACUUUGAAACAGGUAACAGAUGCUAAAGAGCAAGUAGAGAUUGGAAUGAUUCAAGUAAACAGAGAGAAGAAGCAGCUGAAAGCCAGUUUAGACGAGCUGUCUGAGGAGAACAAACAGCUGCAGACAGACAUCCAGCUGUUGACUGAAGAAAAUCAGAAGAUCCAUCAGAUGACUGCAGAGAAACAGAAAGCUGAAUCCACCCUCAGACAGGUCAUGGAGGACAAAACCCAGCUAGAUGUUACACUCAGUGUGAUAAACCAAGAAAUUGUCCAACUGAAGGCUAAACUAAGCGAGCUGACCUCUGAGAAAAAUAACUUGGUCAUUAACUUGAACCAGGUAGUUGAGGAGAAGCUUCAGCUGGAAGUGAACUACAAUCAGCUGGGUGAAGAGAACAACAAACUACAAUCUAGUGUGAAACAAGUGGCUGAGGAGAAGCUGCUGCUACAAGAGAGCACAGAGAGGCAGGCAGAGGAGGCGGCUGCACUGAGAGAGCAGCUCCACAUGAUGGACAAGAGGAUGGAAGAGGAGAACAAACAGAGGAGCCAGCAGUUUGAGGCGGAGCAGGCAGAAGUGCACCAGAAGCUGGCAGGCUUAAAACAGGAGCUGAUGGUGUUCAAGCAGCAGUACGACUCCCUGCUGGAGCAGGUGGGCCAACAACACGGCCUCAUACAGCAGCUCUCACACACACACAUGGAGGCUGAGGACACACAGGAGACUGGUGUUUGUCCAGGAGAAGCAGCAGCACAGACUGAGCACUCGAGUCCUGCAGCGUCUCAACUGGCUGAACAUUCCCACAUGUAUGACGAGGCCUUCAGUGAGGCAGAGCUGGUGCUUAAGGAAGACAUCAAUGAGCAGGAGGUGAUCCAGGAGCACCAGGAUGAGGAGAGUGACACACCUGUGGCCCAUGUUGAGGAACAGCAAACUUUAGAUCAGCUUCAUGAAGACAGCAGUAGUCCCAGAGAUGUUCUAGGGAGUAAAGCUGAAGUCUCAGAGCUUCCUCCACCUUCUUCCUGCGAUGAUGAGAGCAGACACUUAGAUCUCUCUGUGGCAGAAUCCUCCCAGGUACCAGAUGAGCUCCACGACUUCACAGAAAUGAUCACAAAACAAGAACUCCAGACUCUGCAGUCUGAGUUUCACCUCCUGAGGUCGGACCUCGCGCUGAGAAUGGAGCUGACCUCCGAACUGAAAGUGCAAGUUGAACACCUAGAGAAGAAAGUUCAUGCAGCAGAGGUGGAGGCUCAGGGUGCAGCACACAAGAUGAACAUGGCUUUGGAGGAGAAGAAAGGCCUCGCUGAACAGCUGUCUCAGCUGUCAGAGGAGAGGGACACAUUAACUCUGCAGCUGCAAACAGCCAAAUUCCAGCAGGCUGAUGUUCUGGAAAUGUUGGAAGGACUGGAGAUGGCCAAAGGUGGGUGGGAUGAGAAAUUCCUUCAGCAGGAGAGUGAGCUGAAGAGGGUUCGCUCUGAGAAAGCCAACCUGGAGCAGCACAUCCUGGGCAUGGAGUCUGAGCUGGAGAGCCUGCAGGGAGAGAGGAGCACACUGAGGGCUGACAUGGAGAGCCAGAGGAGGACGUGUUCAGGCAUGGAGCAGCAGAUAGAAACACUCAGGACAGAGACAACCCAGCUGAGGUCUGAACUGGUGUCCUGCACUGAGGAGCGAGAUGACCUGGACCAGUCUUUGGGCCAGUGGAGAGAGAAGGUUCACAGUCUGGAGAAGACUAACUGUGACACCAGAAACCUCAUUUCCAUUCUGGAGGAUGACAUCAGAGCGGGGAGAAAGGAGUAUGAAGCCCUGCAGAGCAGCAUGGACAAGCUGAAGACAGAGAGACAACAGCUGUUGGAGCAGAUAAAGGCGCUGGAGCAGGCCAUAUCCCAACAGAGCGGAGAAAGGCGGGAGCUCAUCGGGCAGCUGGACAAGAUCAAAGAUGAUCACACGUCUGCCAAUCACAACACUGAGUCCAUGGUCUGCAAGAUCCAGGUCUUGGAGGGAGAAGUGUGUCGUCUCUCACAGUCUCUGGAGUCCUCUCUGCUAGAAAAAGGAGAAAUCGCCUCUCGUCUGAACUCCACACAAGACGAGAUCCAACAAAUGAGAACUGGUAUCGAAAAGCUCCAGGUCCGCAUCGAGUCUGACGAGAGGAAGAAAAAGAAGAUGGGAGAGCUUCUCAAAGCUGCCCAGAGGAAAUCUGACUCACUGCAAGACCGCAUCAAUGCCCUCGAGCGAGAGAAGGAAGACGAAGAGCAACAGCUAGAGGAAGCUGUGUUGCAGGCGGAAACAGCCAAAGCUGAGCUGGAGGAGGAGAGGACAAAGGUAGAGGAGGAGAAGAAGGAGCUCAGGGAGAAACUCACAGAGCUCUCUGCCACGCUGGACAGCCUGAGAUCUGAGAAAGAAAGCAUGGAGAGAGAGCUGGAGGGAAAAAACACAGAGAUACGAGAACUAAAAGCCUCUAAGGAGGAGCUGGAGAGAGGGCUGGAGAAGGCAGAGGUGGAUAGAAGAGAGGAAGAAGAAAGGCAGAAGUGCAGAGUAGAAGAGCUGGAGAAAGGAAUGAGGGAGGAAGCAGAGAGGCAGACGAAACAAGUGGAUGGCCUCCAGGCUGAACUGGAAGCCUCUCGGCAGAGAGAAAUCUCCCUUGAACAAACGAGUGCUGAAAGUGAGCAGGAGAGAGAGAGGAUGCAGUCUCUGCUGGUGGAGAUGGAGAAAGAGAAAAGCUGUCUGCAGUCUUCUCUGGAGGAGUGGCAGGCAGAAGGAGAGGAGUGGGAGAAGGAGAGAAACAAGCUGAAGACCAGUAUCGAGGCUUUGGAAGAAGAAAUAAAAGAGCUUAAAACACUAAUAAAAGUGAAAGAGGAAGAGAGAGAACUGCUGGAGAAGGAGGCAGAGCAGAGACAGGCCUCAGAAAGAUCCAUCUCCUCUCUUAUGGCGGAGAAAGAACAGGUAGAAGAAGAGAAAGAGAAACUGCACUCUAGCCUGUGUUCAUUGGAGCAAGAGAGAGAUGAGCUUCGCUGCACUCUGACAUCUGUAGAAGAAGAGAAAGAGAAACUGGCCAAUGACGGAGAGAAGCUUCAGUCCAGCCUCUCCUCCAUGGAGAAGGAGAAACACCACAUGCAGCAAACGGUUUCUUCACUGAAGGAACAAAAAGAGAGAAUGGAGGAGGAGAAACAACAACUGCAGUCUUCUCUUUCUGUGAUUGAGGCCGAGAAAAAUAACCUGUCUUCAGUUGUUUGUUCACUGGAACAAGACAAGCAAAGAGCAGAAGAAGAGAAGCAGAAACUCACACAAGAACAAGAGACUCUUCAGUCCACAGUUGCCUCGAUGGAGAAGGAGCUGGAAGCAUCCAGACUGUCUGCUGCACAGCUCAAUGAGCAGGUGUGUGAGCUGACGUGUCAGGCUGCUCGUGUGUCUAAAGAGAGGGACUCUGCCCUGAGCAAGAUGAAUCUUUGGAUGAAGACGUGCAAACAGCUGGAGCAGGAGAAGCAGGACAUGUUGAACAGCUCAGGUGACGGAAAGAGCAACAAGCAGAUGCAGACUGAACUGAGCCAGCUGAAGAUGGAGGCAGAGCAGAGGAAGAAGGAGGUGGAAGACCUGAAGACUGCCCUGCAGCAGAAGAAGACAGAGGCAGAAGAUAGAACCAAGCAGGUGGAAGAACUGGAGGCUGCCCUCGAUGGAAGGAAGCAGGAGUUAGAGGAGAGAAACAGAGAGCUGCAGGAGAUGAAGAGUGAGCUGGAUGAGGUGAACAAACUCCUGGAGGAGAAAAGCAGAGAGGCAGAUGAGAGCAUCGAUAAAUACUGCAGCCUGAUGGUUAAAGUCCACAAACUGGAAGAGACCAACAAUGCGCUGACGACCCGGCUGGAGCAGCUCACCGCUAGCCAACGUGCUAACCAAGCUAACAGCCGGCGCACAGGACAGAAGUCUUCCUCCAAACACCAGGAAGAAAAACCGGAGGACAACACUGAGAACAUGUCUCCGUCAACACCGCAGAGGUCUCCUCAGGGGUCAUCUCCAGGGAAACGGGGUCACCGUGACAUCAGUGAUAAAGACAGUGCACAGGAGGCCCUGCACAACUUGACAAAGAAGCUCAAAGCCAGCACUGUGACCACGCCCAAACCUAGACCUGAGCAGCACGAGGACGAGUUUAGACCAGAGGGACUUCCUGAGCUAGUGCAGAGAGGUUUUGCAGACAUUCCACUGGGGGAGGCCAGUCCAUUCAUCAUGAGGAGAACCACAGUGAAGCGCUGCAGCCCUCGACUGGCUGCCAGACACACUGCACCUGAUGGCAAGGCUUUGGGGCCCAUAUCCCUCCAGAGUCCCUCUGCAGAGAGCUCCAGCAGGAAGUGUCCCCCAGCGAGUGGCGAAGAGAGUUCACUGAGUUUAGACAACAAAGAGAGUCGACAAGAAGACAACUGUCACGUCCAGUAGACACACAAAGACACACGCACACACACAGGCUGGCACUUGUGAUUUAUUUGUAGAAAUACACACAUGGACAAAUUACUAUCUAAUUAAACACUUUAGAUGCACCUUUUUUUCUUUGUUUUUGGGGUUGGGAGGCUG
Messenger RNA from Centropristis striata (black sea bass), 8724 nucleotides. It is a transcript of the gene cenpf, whose product is annotated as centromere protein F. NCBI's taxonomy places the organism in Eukaryota, Metazoa, Chordata, Actinopteri, Perciformes, Serranidae. Gene Ontology annotation, cellular component: chromosome, centromeric region; spindle pole; nucleus. Gene Ontology annotation, molecular function: transcription factor binding; microtubule binding; dynein complex binding. The coding region runs from base 112 to 8589 and encodes 2825 amino acids. The transcript is spliced from 38 exons. Gene Ontology annotation, biological process: metaphase chromosome alignment; mitotic cell cycle; regulation of G2/M transition of mitotic cell cycle. The record is from RefSeq and is a predicted model, not a curated record.